Messenger RNA from Boeremia exigua, 552 nucleotides. RefSeq names its product ADP-ribosylation factor family protein. The record is from RefSeq and is a predicted model, not a curated record. Gene Ontology annotation, biological process: protein transport. The transcript is spliced from 6 exons. Gene Ontology annotation, molecular function: GTPase activity; GTP binding. Bases 1 to 552 code for a protein of 183 amino acids. NCBI's taxonomy places the organism in Eukaryota, Fungi, Ascomycota, Dothideomycetes, Pleosporales, Didymellaceae. Gene Ontology annotation, cellular component: lysosomal membrane.
AUGGCGAGCAUCUUCCGCCGUAUCUAUGACUGGCUGCUUCGCCUGUUCUGGGCGACCGAGAUGGACAUCACUAUGAUCGGGUUGCAGAAUGCUGGCAAGACCUCGCUGUUGCGGGUUCUGGCGGGAGGAGAGUUUACUGUUGACUCCAUCCCUACCGUUGGCUUCAACAUGAAGCGUGUCCAGAAAGGCCAUGUAACCUUGAAGUGUUGGGACCUCGGAGGUCAACCUAGAUUUCGCUCCAUGUGGGAGAGAUAUUGCCGUGGUGUAAAUGCCAUAGUAUUCAUUGUCGACUCGGCCGACAGGGAGGCGCUGCCAGUUGCGCGAGAAGAACUGAAGUUGUUGCUAGAGAAGCCAGCCCUAGAAGGCAUCCCGCUCCUCGUUCUUGGCAACAAGUCUGACAUCCAAGGCAAGCUCUCGGUGGACGAGCUCAUCGAGGCACUCAACCUCAAAGAAGUGUCGCACCGAGAGGUGAGCUGUUAUGGAAUCAGCGCCAAAGAAGAGACCAACCUCGACGCUGUCCUCCAGUGGCUGAUUGCCCGAGCGAGCAAGUAA